This is a messenger RNA of Hippoglossus stenolepis (Pacific halibut), 4706 nucleotides long. RefSeq names its product hippocalcin-like protein 1. The coding region runs from base 548 to 1129 and encodes 193 amino acids. The transcript has 5 exons. Gene Ontology annotation, molecular function: calcium ion binding. Lineage: Eukaryota; Metazoa; Chordata; Actinopteri; Pleuronectiformes; Pleuronectidae. The record is from RefSeq and is a predicted model, not a curated record.
CCACCAGCGCACGCUCCUUAAAACACACUGUCCUCCGCUGCUGUCCCGUCCCGGCCCCUGGAGGAAGAGAAAGCAGCAGCAGCAGCCAGAACCAGGUCCGCGCCGCGGCACCAUCCCUGCUGCCUCUCGCCUGCACAGUAACAUGGUUUGCAGGGUUCGGCUGCUGUAGCCAAGGGCCACUUCACUCAGUCACUCAGCCGGUGUGUGUUUGUGUGGGUGUGUGUGUGUGCGUGCGUGCGUGUAGAUGUGUGUGAGAGUGCAGUAAAGGAGCACACACACAGCAGCAAACCAGACGGACACAUCCAGCAGCGCGAUUCUCCCCGAGCUCCAGGAGGAGACGCGUCCAGAGCGAGCACCGCAUCCCCUGCAUCUGUUCCCCGGCUGUCCUGCACACCAGCCCCGCUGAACCGGAGAAGGGCUUCUACCCCUCCAUCAUCCCCGGCUGCACCACCGACACUACCUCGGCUCCAUCGGGUGUGAAAAGUGGACUGGCCAGAGCUGUAGUUGCUGCUGUCGUCAAGGAAACCGAGAGUCCUGUCCUGUUACCAUGGGUAAACAGAACAGCAAGCUACGGCCAGAGAUGCUGCAGGACCUCCGGGAGAAUACCGAGUUCUCCGACCACGAGUUGCAGGAGUGGUACAAGGGUUUCUUGAAGGACUGCCCCAGCGGAACCCUGAAUGUUGAGGAGUUCAAGAAGAUUUAUGCCAAUUUCUUCCCCUACGGUGACGCCUCCAAGUUCGCUGAGCACGUCUUCCGAACCUUUGACACCAACAAUGAUGGGACGAUAGACUUCCGGGAGUUCAUCAUCGCGCUGAGCGUGACGUCACGGGGCAAGUUGGAGCAGAAGCUGAAAUGGGCGUUCAGCAUGUACGACCUGGACGGAAACGGGUACAUCAGCCGCGACGAGAUGCUGGAGAUUGUACAGGCCAUCUACAAGAUGGUGUCAUCUGUGAUGAAGAUGCCAGAGGAUGAAUCCACGCCCGAGAAGAGGACGGAUAAGAUCUUCAGACAAAUGGACCUCAAUAAUGAUGGCAAACUGUCCCUGGAGGAGUUUAUCAAAGGUGCCAAAAGCGACCCCUCCAUCGUGCGGCUACUCCAGUGCGACCCCAGCUCGGCCUCCCAGUUCUGAACUCCCGCCCUGGCUGCGCCCCCCCCCUCCCUUUCCUCCUCACUUCCUCUCUGUUGCUACUGAACCAGUCACAAAAGAAAAUCAAUGCAUGAUGGUUCUCAUCUCUCAUAUCAACUUAUAUUUUUUUAUGUUGUUGUGUGCAAGGAUAGAGGAGGAAUUUUAAAGAGGAUAAGGAAAGUCAUCACUGUCGUUUUACUUUAAUUUUUAUAUUUGGGGAAGAUUCUAUGUCUCUCUCUCUCUCUCUCUCUCUCUCUCGUUUCCUCCUCCACAACACGUGUAUAUCAUGUACAUACUGUAUGUCUAUGUAUAUCAUAAGAUGAAGUACAUUUGUCUUCACACUCCGGCAUUGAAAGGCAGUAUUAUGUAGCGUAGCUUCCUGGUCUGAUCUGAAUGGGUUGUAGGGAGUUCAAGGUGGGUGGGUGGGGUUAUUGGGAUUUUACUGCUAUAUGAUGUUUCGCUGAGAAAAAGAAGGCCUAAGAUCCCAUUAGGUUUUUAUUAAAUAUCUACUGGCUUAUUAUUGAUUUUUAAAUUUCAAAUGUUUUUGUUUUUCAUCUGUACAUAUGAUUUUUCUCCAUGUUGUUUUAUUUAUUCAUUUAUAUUCUUAUCAUCGUGCUUUUACUUUGAUAAGUUGUUAAAGAUGUUGCAGUUUACAGUGACAGAAGGAGAACAUGUCCGCUGAGGUCGAACUCUUUGGGAUUUUGGUGGUUGUGGGAGAUUACGCAAAUCUUGUGAAAUAAGAUAAAGUCCCAUGAUGCAUUUGAUCAACGACACCAGUAGCACAUAUCGUUUGAGCCGCCAUGUCUUUGUAAAAGUGUGGCCGCGCAUUUAGGUCCGAAUGUGUGUGUGUGCAUGUGAAUUUUGCGCGGUAUGCUUGAAGCUAACUUUUACAGUAUUACCAUGUCGUGCUGUUUCCUAAUCUGUAAGUAUUUUAAAGUUCUUUAUCGACGAGCAGUAAACUUGAAGAGUCCCAAUCCGUCACUACACUGCAUGUUCCUGCGAUCUAGACGACGACAAGAAUACACGAAACCAGUUCAGGCACAGUGGUAUCCUUUUGUAGCUCUGCAGCGUCCUCAGCAGCGUACCAGACGUACCAGACUGACUAUUUGUCUCGCUCCGGGACAAACCCUGACCCCCCCAACCCCCUCCUCUCUCUUUCCCUUUUCCUCUGACAGACUGGAAAGUUCACUAAGGGCUCGUUCAUCACUCUCUAGUUGAAUGCUUUUAUAACCUGGAUCAGUGCGCUCACGCAGCGGUAACAUAGAGGGACAGGUGUCAUGAGACGGGAGCGAGCUCACGUACUGGCUCUGGUUUGGAUUUUUUAGGGUCUUAUCCGACUUGUGCAGUAGUAACCUGACAGAAACCAGUGGCUGUGUUUAUACAAGCACUAAUCGACAUCUUUAAAAUAUAAUAUGAUAUUCUCACAUUUUUAUUUUACAUAAGCUGUGACCUAAUUCAGGGGCUGCGUCCUUCGGAGGAGGCAGUCUAUGUAGACCACCAAGGCCGCACCAAGAGGAGACGGUCUUGUCUACAGAGGCUUUCUGUGAUCGGCGUCACCAGCGUUUGCGUACUAACAGAGCUGAAGUUUGACAUGCCAAGAAAGUGCCCCUUGUUUUUUCCACACAUGCACCUUUAGCUGCUCAGUUGAGUUGAAGCAUCAUACUCAAGCAUUGUGUGUCUCGUCACUUUCUGGUGCCCUUACCUCUCGGAAAAGAAGGUUCUUCACUAAAGCUCAAUGAAUCCUGGGAUAGGCGCGAUGUAACCCCCCUUGGAGCGAUCGUUUCUCUGGGAUGGAAGGAUGCAAUUGGAGGACGCCUUCAAAAUGGGACAGUAUAGUCUUCAAAUGCAGCCUCCGGGGGAUGCAGCUCCUAAAUGGAGACACAGAGAAAGUGAAGAGCUCGGAGACACGGCAUCAAAUCAGUCUCUCUGAUUGAAUAAAGUAUUUUCAACUGCGUGAGAUUAGAGUUUUAAAACAAAGCCUCGACUGAACAAAACAUGUCUCACAAUCCAACACCUCCAUCCUAAAUACUGUGCACAUGUAAACAGAGCCACUGGUUGCAGCGAUGCCAGCACCUCUCUCAUGUUUAAGUCAUGUAAGGCCCACGUUGCCGGAUCUCUGUUGCCACCUUCUGUUUUUGGAAAUAAAACACACUAUAAAUUCUGUCGUGACACAUGUAACCAUUGGCCAAACUGGGAAAAAAAACACAGAUUGGAGCAAAAAUACUAUUUUCAAUGGAUCAUGUUUCUUAGCCAGAUAUGAUCCACAACAAAAGCACCAGUGGAUGCUUUAUAUUGUUUGGAUAUUUAAUAUUGUUAUGAUAAUGGCAUUUCUUUAUUCUUGACGGACACGGAUACUAUAUGUGUAUUUGUGGUACAAACAUUGGACUUUUUUUACUUUAACUUUAAUUUAUCAAGUAUAGUUACUUUUUUAGAUUAGGGAAUUUACACACAAACAUAGGAUUAGUUUAAUAUUAUCUAUUGCUUUCGAUCAAAGUACUGAAAAGUUGUAAAAGUAGUAGCAGUUAAAAAUAGUUCCAACUUUACUAACAACAUUAAAGAACUGCUUAUUAAUGCAUCAAUAAUAAUGAUCCAAUAAUGUGAAAUUAUAACACUGACUAGGUAUUUUGCGUAAUGAGUAGCUUUUGUCCUGAAACUUUUAAGUAGGCUAAGGUUUUAGCACCGAUAUUUCAGUAUAGUAAUCUAUAACAAAAUGGUCUGAAUACUUCUUCCAACAGUGCUAAUUAACAUUCUUUAAUUUGACCAUGAAUAUUCCCUCGCUUCAGAGAAAACUGGACAAGGUCUCAGUUUUCAUUUCUUAAUUUUAUUCUUCUGAUUUUAGGAAAUCCUUUUCAAAGUGGACACUGAAAUGUUCCAUUAAAACCCAGACUAAUGAAAUAAUGUUAUCUGUGUGAGAAGCUUCAUAAAGCAGGAUGGGCUUCAGUUCACACAUUGUGGAAAAUGUGCAGAGUGAAACUGCUCAUUACACUUGGAUGAUUUCUCUGUCUGCCGUCGGAGAGAAAGGAAAUAACCUUUUUGUUCACUGGUCAGAAACGACGCUCGGUCAAAACAGAUUCAAUUAUGGGGAAAAAAGUCCAUUAUCAGCCUGAUUGGGAUUUAGUUUUUGUGUUACUACCUCACACACUGGAAUGUGUGUAGUGGUGGCCCGAGUGAACAACUACUGCAGAGCCUGAGAGCUGUGCUGGUGCAGCCACAUCCACAUGACAUGACACUGAUCCAAGGUUAACUUGAACCAAAAGUUUGCACGGGAGCUUCCCGAACCAGCCGCACCUCUGCUUUGGGGGGGAAUCCUAUAGUGUCACUGCCUUCUGCUGGUAGGAUAAGGAACAACAGUUGCUGCCCCAACACCAACCUAUCACAGCUCUGCCCUUUUUCUAUUCUCACUGCCUCUGACAAACUGGUACCUUGUGUUGGAUAAAUAUGGCCCCUCUCCUCCUUUCUACCUUCCCUGACCCCUCUUUCCCCCCCUUCCCUUUUUUUCGGUUGCAUGAAAACCUCACGUGAGGAUGUCAUGUUUGUUCCGUUGGACCUGAAAUCGAAAUAAAUAUGUGUUUCAAAGCUG